CUUCCGUGCCCUUCCCCUCCACAACACCGACGAAUCGAUUUCUAGUUUUCAUCUAUCCGAUUAAAGGAGCCGGAAUAUACAGGAAUCCACUGGAAACUCGCCUGCGUUAACUCGUUGUAGACGGGGGAUCGGUUGUAAAUUGACAAGAUCCGUGGAAAUGGAAAGGCAGACAUGUUACGAAUCUGAUCAUUUCAAAGCGACGGAGCUAAGACUAGGGUUGCCGGGGACCGAUGGACAGCCGGAGAAACAACCUUCUUCUAGCUUCAGAAGCAACAAGAGAGCCUCGCCGGAGAUCAGCGAAGAAGAUUGUGCCCCUCCUGCCAACAGGGCACAAGUUGUGGGGUGGCCACCGGUCCGUUCUUACCGGAAAAAUUGCUUCCAGCCGAAAAAAAGCGACGCCGAUGCUUCCGGGAUGUACCUCAAAGUGAGCAUGGACGGAGCGCCUUAUCUCAGGAAGAUCGAUCUGAAGAUUUACCAAAGCUAUCCAGAUCUCCUCAAGUCCUUGGAAGCCAUGUUUAAAUGCACCAUUGGCGUGUACUCGGAGAGGGAAGGGUACAGUGAAUCGGAUUAUGCUCCGACCUACGAAGAUAAAGAUGGGGACUGGAUGCUAGUGGGAGAUGUGCCAUGGGAGAUGUUUGUUACUUGCUGCAGAAGGCUGAGAAUAAUGAAAGGAUCUGAAGCUAAGGGUUUGGGGUGUCUAUAGAGAGUUUAUAAAUUAGCUGAUGUCCCUCGGAGAGAAUGACAUCCUUCGGCUUGGUUGGGUUCGCCGGAAGGUUUUAUACGUCGGCCGUUUGGCCAUGGAUUGGUCGUCGGAUCGCAGAUCCGUUUCCGUUAACGGAUCCCGAAAACAACCAAGAGGAUAGAGAGAAUAUCAUUGAUCUGAUCUGUUGGAUUCAGAUCUGUAUAUGUGCAUGUAUAGAAGAAGAAAGAAUAUAAUGUUCAAAAUGAACUAUUUUUUGUGUUU
Molecule: messenger RNA, 964 nt
Organism: Diospyros lotus (date-plum)
Lineage: Eukaryota; Viridiplantae; Streptophyta; Magnoliopsida; Ericales; Ebenaceae
Product: auxin-induced protein 22D-like
Exons: 3
Coding region: 158-703 (181 amino acids)
Biological process (GO): regulation of DNA-templated transcription
Cellular component (GO): nucleus
Molecular function (GO): protein binding
Source: RefSeq, a predicted model, not a curated record